UUUCUUGCUUGACUACUUAAAAGACAGAUUCACAGCCGUAGUAGAGGCUUUCAACAGUUGAGUCUCCGCGAGAUUAUCUGAUUUCUCUCAAAUUUAUUGAAGAAAUGGCUCAAUCAGCAAAACCGAUCUCGAGUCCAGUACCUGUUGCGUGGUACCCAACCCUAGCAGUGUUUAUGCUUGCAAUUGGUCUUGUUGUAACUGCUUCAUUCUUCAUCUAUGAAGCUACUUCUCCAAGGAAAUAUCGCAGUCUUGCAAAGGAGCUUGUAACUGGAACAGUGGCGUCUGUUUUCUUGGGUUUUGGAUCUUUGUUUUUGCUACUUGCUUCUGGCGUAUAUGUUUGAUCCAUCCACAUGGAUAGAGAUGAAGUUUUUUACUGCUGUUUCUACAUGAACAGUUUUGAGUACUACAGUUGAUUUUAUUUGACUUAUGGUUGAAGACAGUAUCUAUAGAACUGAUUAUUGUUACCUAGUGCAGUCUGAGAAUUUAUAACUGAAUGGCAAGCAUUGGUGGAGAACUAGUUGAAAAAUUUCUGAGGUACAAGAAAAUACUUCUUAUGAUAGUUUA
Solanum dulcamara is the source of this 564-nucleotide messenger RNA. RefSeq lists its product as uncharacterized. The transcript has 4 exons. Gene Ontology annotation, biological process: protein N-linked glycosylation. Gene Ontology annotation, cellular component: membrane-bounded organelle. The record is from RefSeq and is a predicted model, not a curated record. Lineage: Eukaryota; Viridiplantae; Streptophyta; Magnoliopsida; Solanales; Solanaceae. The coding region runs from base 105 to 341 and encodes 78 amino acids.